AUGCCUAAGAUAGACAUUAGUAAAGGUAAGCUAGUCGAAGAGACGGCUAGAGUAUACGAAGAGGUCGCCGACGAGCUACGUAGCACUAGGAAAGAGAAGGCCGUCGUCUACUACCGUAGUAAGAAAGACUAUGAGGAGAUGGCGGAAAAGCUAGGCUACGGCUUCUUCUACGCCGGACACAUCGACGGCGAGGAAACGCUAGAGUAG
Messenger RNA from Aureobasidium namibiae CBS 147.97, 207 nucleotides. RefSeq lists its product as uncharacterized. The transcript has 2 exons. The record is from RefSeq and is a predicted model, not a curated record. NCBI's taxonomy places the organism in Eukaryota, Fungi, Ascomycota, Dothideomycetes, Dothideales, Saccotheciaceae. Bases 1 to 207 code for a protein of 68 amino acids.